Messenger RNA from Salvia hispanica, 830 nucleotides. Its product is annotated as thioredoxin H9-like. NCBI's taxonomy places the organism in Eukaryota, Viridiplantae, Streptophyta, Magnoliopsida, Lamiales, Lamiaceae. The record is from RefSeq and is a predicted model, not a curated record.
UACAUUAGGGUCCAGCCUAGCAAAAGGGGGCUAAUCAGAAAACAGGAAGAGGAAUUGGACAACGAUUGGGGAUUGGGGAUUGGGGUGAUUUGUCUUGUCUAAUUCCACAUCGGUGGCGCCGUCGGAACUUGAAUCUUCUUAUUCUUUCCCCUCUCUACCCAGUCAAGGUUUACGAUUCUUCAUCUCCUCACUUUUCAAUUGCUGAUUCUUAACCCAACAACCAAUUUCUUUGUUAGAUUACGACUUCCAAUUAUGGGGAAUUGCUUUACUAAGGCGCAUAAUGAUAUGGAUGAGUCUGAUCACAAAGUUGAUUUUACUGGUGGAAAUGUGCAUCUCAUCACAACCAAGGAAACUUGGGAACAAAAGCUUGAUGAAGCAAAGAGAGAUGGAAAGCUUGUAGUAGCCAAUUUUAGUGCUGCAUGGUGUGGCCCUUGUAGAGUAAUUGCACCUUUCUAUGUCGAGCUGUCUGAGAAACACCCUUCGGUUAUGUGCCUCACAGUCGAUGUAGAUGAACUUACGGAUUUUAGCACAUCAUGGGAUAUAAAGGCAACUCCGACCUUCUUCUUCCUUAAAGACGGUCAACAAAUCGACAAACUUGUGGGUGCAAAUAAGCCAGAACUAGAGAAGAAGUUGAUUGCUGUACUAGAUUCAGUCGCCCCACCAUGUCAAACGUAGUUUCUUUGGCUCGGAUCCUGCAAUCGAGCUCAAGAAAUCAGCAGAUCUUCUCUUUUCCUUGUGAUUAAGGACGUAUAAAUUUGUAAAUCCAAGAAUGGUAAUGUUUUGUGCAUGUAUGUGUGAUAUGUUAUAUAAGAGUGUAUUUUUUCCUAAAA